UACAUAGUAGCAGGAGCGCCUGCGCAGUCGUCGACAGCAAAGCAAAGCCCAAGACUGGAAAACCCGCUGCCCGAUUCGCGCCUGCGCACUCCCGCCGAGUUCAGGCCGGGCGGUUGCCAUGGAGUCGGAAGGGGCCUACGAGCCAGGCUUCGUGGGGAUCCGGUUCUGCCAGGAAUGCAACAACAUGUUGUACCCCAAAGAAGACAAAGAGAACAGGAUUCUUCUCUAUGCAUGCCGUAACUGUGACUACCAGCAAGAGGCUGACAACAGCUGCAUCUAUGUCAAUAAGAUCACGCAUGAAGUUGAUGAAUUAACCCAGAUCAUUGCUGACGUUUCUCAGGAUCCAACUCUGCCCCGAACAGAGGACCACCCCUGUCAAAAGUGUGGCCACAAGGAAGCCGUGUUUUUCCAGUCUCACAGUGCAAGGGCUGAGGAUGCCAUGCGACUCUACUAUGUCUGCACAGCCCCACACUGUGGUCACCGUUGGACGGAGUGAAGUGUUUGGAGACAUCAAGCCCCUCCAUCAGUUCUGUUUAGCUCUUACCCCCCCCAUUCCUCUCCUUUUUGGAAAUUGCCAGAUGAUUUAACUACUGCCUUUCCAUGUUUGAGUUGGGUUGCCUUUCUGUUUUUGACACUGUUAAUAACAAUGGUUAAUAUUUGUACAAAA
This is a messenger RNA of Rhineura floridana, 667 nucleotides long. It is a transcript of the gene POLR2I, whose product is annotated as RNA polymerase II subunit I. Bases 119 to 496 code for a protein of 125 amino acids. Gene Ontology annotation, cellular component: RNA polymerase II, core complex. Gene Ontology annotation, molecular function: DNA-directed RNA polymerase activity; nucleic acid binding; zinc ion binding. NCBI's taxonomy places the organism in Eukaryota, Metazoa, Chordata, Lepidosauria, Squamata, Rhineuridae. The transcript is spliced from 6 exons. Gene Ontology annotation, biological process: transcription initiation at RNA polymerase II promoter; DNA-templated transcription; transcription-coupled nucleotide-excision repair. The record is from RefSeq and is a predicted model, not a curated record.